Messenger RNA from Cuscuta europaea, 2971 nucleotides. Lineage: Eukaryota; Viridiplantae; Streptophyta; Magnoliopsida; Solanales; Convolvulaceae. The record is from the annotation of a GenBank genome assembly.
GAAUAUGAUUUUUAUAGGGAAAAAACUAGUGUCACUUGUAGCUUUCCCCGACAAUUACGGUAAAAUUCUACUCCCAUGUUUGUGAAACCAAUAAACUCUGGAGCUGCCCUCCAUCUUCCGCAAUUGCCGCAGGGAAAGGAUCCAGACAUAAAGUGAAGCCGCUAUGACCUGUGCAGCAGUUCUUUGAUUUUUAAUCUGGACCAUAAUUACUCCGUAUUAUUUCUAUUACUAUAAUAAUUACUACACACAUUGUUAAUUUCUUUCAUAACACGUCCACACUACAAUUGAAUGAUCUUCUCUACUUCAAGGAGCUCGACCCGAGUCAAGAUUUAGCGCAAUUCGAUCUGGGCGGAUCUUCAUAUGCUCCGGUACCCAUUAUGAUAGUGUUGGGUUGGUGAGCACAUCUCAUGCCUCAUGGGUUGUGUGGCGUCGAAGCAGACGGUGUUGGUUACUCCUGCGGGUGACAAUUCGGGAGCUCUCCGUGAUCAAUCGGGUUCGGGUCGGAAUCGGGUCGAGGGCGCCGGACUGGGACUGGAUUUUGAUUUGAAGAAGGUCAAGAAGAGAGCUGACUCGGCGCGGAGUGCUGGGUGCGAGCUAGCUGAGUCGGGGAGGGCGAGUUCCAAUGGGUUUGGGAGCGAGUCGGUGAGCUUCAGGCUUGGGAAUUUGCACAAGUAUGUGGAAGGAGAGCAAGUUGCUGCCGGUUGGCCGGCUUGGUUAAGUGCGGUUGCAGGUGAAGCUAUUCACGGUUGGGUGCCUCUCAGAACGGAGUCAUUUGAGAAGCUCGAGAAGAUUGGUCAAGGUACAUAUAGCACUGUAUUCCGGGCUCGUGAUCUAGAGAGUGGGAGGAUUGUUGCACUAAAAAAGGUUCGGUUUGAUAACUUUGAACCAGAGAGCGUUCGGUUUAUGGCCAGAGAAAUCAUGAUACUUCGCAAGCUUGACCACCCAAACAUCAUCAAGCUAGAGGGGAUUAUUACUUCACGAUUAUCGUGCAGCAUAUAUCUUGUCUUUGAAUACAUGGAGCAUGAUGUUUCAGGACUCUUGGGUUGCCCUGAUAUCAAGUUCACUGAAUCACAGGUUAAAUGCUACAUGAAACAAUUGUUAUCUGGACUUGAGCAUUGUCAUUCUCGGGGUGUAAUGCAUCGGGAUAUUAAAGGAGCCAAUCUCUUGGUAAACAAUGAAGGCAUCUUAAAGAUUGGUGAUUUUGGAUUGGCUAACUACUUUAACAAUCGCCACAGGCAUCCAUUGACCAGUCGAGUUGUCACAUUAUGGUAUCGUCCUCCUGAGCUUUUGUUAGGUUCCACAGACUAUGGAGCUUCUGUGGAUAUCUGGAGUGUUGGAUGUGUCUUUGGUGAACUUCUUACUGGCAAACCAAUACUUCAAGGGAGAACUGAGGUUGAACAGCUGCACAAAAUUUUCAAACUUUGUGGAUCUCCACCAGUUGACUAUUGGAAGAAAUCUAAACUUCCUCAUGCAACUCUGUUUAAACCACAACAUCCUUAUGAAAGCUGUCUUUGGGAGACUUUCAAUGAUCUGCCUAAAACAGCUGUCUCUUUGAUUGAAUCUCUUCUUAUGGUGGAACCCAAUAAGCGUGGGACUGCUACUUCUGCACUUGGAUCUGAGUAUUUCAUGACAAAGCCUUGUGCUUGUGAUCCUUCAAGCUUGCCCAAGUAUCCACCAAGCAAAGAAAUUGAUACUAAACACCGUGACCAAGUAAGAAGGAAGAAGCCCAGUGGAAGGGCACACGGACAGGAGACCACAAGAAAGCCUACCAGAAAACAAAAUGGAAUCAAUAAACUGGCACCAGAGGAGAAGCUAUCUGUUCAAACUCAAGGUGCGCAUAGAAGUAAUCUCAGAAGGCAAAAAGAAGGAGAACGUGGUGUGGUUCUACAGCAGCCUAAGCCAUGGAUUGAUGUCAUGGAAGAGGCAUCUCUUGCAAAGACUGCAUCUGAAGCUGAUAUCCCCUUUUCAGGUCCAAUGCAGGUCUCCGGAUCAAGUGGCUUCUCAUGGGCAAAAAGAUGGUCUAAAGGUUCAUCUGUGAGAUCACCGCGAAGCACGUCUAGCUCGAGAAGCCUUGUUUUCGAACCUUCUGGUGCAUUAUUACCACCGAGGAAUAACAACUUGGAGUCGAAAAGGAGAGAAAACUGUGAUGCCAGAAAUGGUGGGAGCCGCACAGAUACUAAGGGACAUAAUUCCUAUGAAAAUGCAAGGCCUGCAGCACUUGAACAAUGGAAUCAAUUAGGGCGGCAAGAUUUCUUUGAUGGUUCUGAUGGUGGCUAUCACCCACAUGAAGUUUCGCUGGCCCUAUACUUGAAAGAAGAAAUGGAUGUCAAGAGAAUGAAUGCGGUUCACAGUCAUGGUGACAGGGUUGAAUUUUCAGGACCUUUGCUACCUCAAUCUCACAGAAUGGACGAGCUAUUGGAAAAGCAUGAACGCCAUAUCCGUCAAGCAGUUCGUCGUUCCUGGUUUCGGAGAGUUAGGGGAAAUGUGAAGUAAUUGCGCCGCCUCGGCAUAAGAACAUUGCUGGUGAAUCCAGUAGCGUCAUUUGACAAAGUUGGUGAAUCCAAAAACGCAUAUGUAUCCAUCCCCGAAUAGGAGCAACAUUGCUGAUGGCCAUAUAUCUCCAUAAGCUCAACUGUGAGGAUAUUCUGCAGAAGCUGGAUGUGCUUUAUUCUUUUUCAUCUUCAGGAAAUCUGAUUCUUUCAGUUGACAUUUUGGUAUCACUGUAUAUCUUUAGUUGAGUGGAGAUUAGAGAGCAUAGAUUGACAUGAUUGUAAGAAUGAAUGUUUGCACACUACAUUGCUGAAAACCGCUACAACAGUGUUCGUGAAUUGAAACAAGAUGUUGAUGGAGGUAGCUAGAAAUACAAGUAUGUAAACAAAGAAAGGACAUUAGUGUAUGAAUUCUCAUUUUUUGAAUUGUAAAUUGACCUUUGUAUUAUAAUUUAUGAUUAAUAACUUGUUUCUGUUUUGUA